AUGGUCGAACGCCCCAACAAACCCAAGCUCGUUCCUCUCUCCCCCACAACCGCCACUCCUCAACCGAUCGUCUCCUUCUCAGACGACAACUCCCGCGUGACGGCCGAGCUCCCCUCAGGCGAGUCCGUCACCGUGCUCCUGUACGGCGCAACAGUGAUCAGCUGGAAGGACGCCGAAGGCCAAGAAAAGCUCUGGCUGAGUGAGGCGGCCAAGCUGGACGGGAGUAAGGCUGUGAGGGGUGGGAUUCCGUUGGUUUUCCCUGUGUUCGGCCCCCCAUCCCCGGACCAUGCCCAAACGGCGAAACUCGUCCAGCACGGCUUCGCGCGGACCUCGCGCUGGGAAUUCCUCGGCAAGUCGACGUCCGAGUCCGCAGCCGGCGCGGCGUCCGUGAAACUUGACUUCGGGCUUAGCAGCGCAGCGGAAGGGCUCGACCCUGCCGCGCGCGAGGCCUGGCCCUUCAAGUUUUCGCUCAUCUACAGCGUCACGCUCUGCCCGGGCAGCUUGACGACGGCAAUUGUGGCUACGAACGACGAUGAUAAGCCGUUUGACUGUCACGCGUUGUUCCAUACUUAUCUCAGGGUUGACGACAUCUCCUCUGUUUCGAUCUCCGGUCUUGAUGGCGCCGCCUACAUCGACAAACUAUCCCCCUCCGACCCCAAUAAGACCGAGUCCUCGUCAUCCGUUACAAUAACCGGCGAAACCGACCGCGUGUACACUCCCACCUCAAACGAAAUCACCGUCCUCCAGGGCGACAAGCCCAUCUUCCGCAUCACGCGCGACAACCUUACCAACGUGGUGGUAUGGAACCCGUGGACGGAGAAGGCAGCUAGCAUGGGCGACUUUGCGCCGAAGGAUGGGUACAAGAACAUGCUUGUGUUGAACCCGGGUCGGUGGGGACUUGGCAGGUUGUUGAGCCGGGGGAUGCGUUUGAGGGGGCGCAAACUAUUAGCUUGGUUGGGGCGUGACGUGUGCGUGUUGGGGGUUAUGAGGGAAGUGAUCGGGGCCUGA
Messenger RNA from Thermochaetoides thermophila DSM 1495, 1008 nucleotides. Its product is annotated as putative carbohydrate binding protein. Gene Ontology annotation, molecular function: carbohydrate binding; isomerase activity. NCBI's taxonomy places the organism in Eukaryota, Fungi, Ascomycota, Sordariomycetes, Sordariales, Chaetomiaceae. The record is from RefSeq and is a predicted model, not a curated record. Gene Ontology annotation, biological process: carbohydrate metabolic process. Bases 1 to 1008 code for a protein of 335 amino acids. The transcript is spliced from 3 exons.